AUCUUUCUUUACCGUGGAGAAAAAUAAUAAUAACAAAACUCAAUUACAAAAUCUGAAGUAACGAUUAUUUGUUUAGUUCCAAAUCCAACGGUCAUUUCCCCGCAAAAAACUCGUCAGAUUCAAAACAAAAAUGACUGAGUCGCCUCCAAACACUCCUCCCAAUUCAAACUCUCAACAUGAAACGAUUCCCACUAUCCCGAUCGAGUUCGUGAGUGAAGAAGAAAUGGCUCUCAUCGAAGCAGCUUAUGCAGCAACUCGUUCUUCCCUCUCUUCCUCCAGUUCUUCUUCAAUUUGUUCACCCACUUCCCGCUUUCAAACCCGCUCCAGGACAAUCCACUCCAUUACCCUCUUAUCUAAGCGUGGUUUAAAUGGUUCCAGCGAGCUUGAUAUAGAGGAUUCCGACUAUUUAAAGAAUCCCCAGAAGAGGAUUAGAGUUGCUCAAUCCUUUUUGCAUCGGUUUAGAAGAAAACGGGCGUUAUCCGUCACAGAUAUUACUGCCACGGAAUGGUGUGAAAAGCAAAUGGAAUUUUCCCUCCUCUUUGGGAAACGAAAAAUCAGUAAAGCUAUGAAAGCUGGUAAAGCUCGCCAUGAGAAACUUGAAGAAGAGAUUGUUAAAAAAGUAAAAGUUCAUAUCGAGUCAGCUGAAGAUAGGUGGGCAUUGAAGUUCAUUAACUUCAUAACUUGUGCAAAUCAAUUACUAUUUGAAGGAAUAACACGUGAGCUACCACUAGUAGGCUUUGUGGAAGGCAUAUGGCUAGUAGGAGUUAUCGAUGAGUUGCGAAUGCCUGAAAAUGGAAGUGAUAGAAACCCGAUAUUAGUAGACACAAAGACUCGUGUACGAGACACUCUUCCUGCUGAACCACAAAGCAGAAAUGGAAGGCUUCAAUUGAUGUGCUACAAGUAUUUGUGGGACACCUUGGUUGCAAAUAGCUUCGCUUCUGGACAAUUUUUCGAUUUCUUUUCACUGAAUCGUAACUACAUGUUAUCGAAGGAUAUCAGAGAGAGAACUGCUAGUUCAGGUUUUCCAGCUAAGACACUUGAUGACGUGAUUCAAUAUUACAUAAACACAUGUAGCAUGCUUCCCAUCUCUCACGACCGGCUACUAUUGAGAUAUGAACUACAAAAAGAUCAGUCAGUGCUGGGUGAAGAUGAAUUUGCAUAUGAUCCUGAUUGGCUCAAAAGACAAAUUCAAAGCAAUCUUGAAUUCUGGUUAGGUGAACGAGAAGCCAGUUACACCCCGCAAGAAGAACGUUGGAAGUGUCGCCAUUGUCAAUUUGCUUCAAUUUGCUCUGGAAACCCAUUUCCUAAUAUUCCGCGAGGCUCUUCUUCUAGCUCUGAUUAUGGCAGCUCUUCAAGCUAGAAAUGAUAGUAGACAGUUCAAUCCUAAAUGUAUAGAUUAUAUUUCUACAUUUUUUCUUAUUUACUUCUUAUGUAAACAUUCAUAGGUUGCAAGAAUUGCUGUAAAAUUUGCUCCAAAAAUGUAUGUAGGACUAGGUGAACAAUUGUUGUAAUUUAUACAGUUAAUUGUUAUUUAUGAAUUAUACAGAUUUUUAUUAAAA
Gossypium arboreum is the source of this 1559-nucleotide messenger RNA. RefSeq names its product exonuclease V, chloroplastic. Gene Ontology annotation, cellular component: nucleus. NCBI's taxonomy places the organism in Eukaryota, Viridiplantae, Streptophyta, Magnoliopsida, Malvales, Malvaceae. Gene Ontology annotation, biological process: interstrand cross-link repair. Gene Ontology annotation, molecular function: single-stranded DNA 5'-3' DNA exonuclease activity. The record is from RefSeq and is a predicted model, not a curated record. The transcript has 7 exons. The coding region runs from base 131 to 1360 and encodes 409 amino acids.